CACAGCAGAGAAAAUAAGGCGUGUGUGUUUACACUGGGAAAGCGCGCGAACUGUAGUUUCCCGGGAAACCGUUUCACUUUUUACGCUGCGUUUAAAGCGCUUAAAAUAAAAAUGACUUCAACUUGCAAAAGCCAGCUGCAGUCGAGGAACCUUCCGUGGGUGGAAAAGUAUCGACCGCAGACGCUGCAGGACUUGAUUUCGCAUCAGGACAUUCUGGGAACAAUUCAGCGCUUUAUCAGUGAGGAGAGGCUCCCGCAUCUCCUGUUUUAUGGGCCUCCCGGGACUGGGAAGACCUCUACCAUCCUGGCUUGUGCCAAGCAGCUCUACAAGGAGAAAGAAUUCAACUCCAUGGUCCUGGAGCUCAAUGCAUCAGAUGACAGAGGUAUUGAUGUUGUUCGGGGUCCGAUCCUCAGCUUCUCCAGCACCAGGACCAUCUUUAAUAGAGGAUUUAAACUAGUUAUAUUGGAUGAAGCAGACGCCAUGACCCAGGAUGCUCAGAAUGCUUUGAGAAGAGUGAUUGAGAAGUUCACAGAGAACACCAGGUUUUGCUUGAUCUGUAACUACUUGUCAAAGAUCAUUCCCGCACUGCAGUCUCGAUGCACGAGGUUCCGGUUCGGCCCCCUGUCCCAGGAGCAGAUGGUGCCCAGGCUGGAAUAUGUUAUAGAGCAGGAAAGUGUUGAUGUAACCCCCGAUGGAAUGAAGGCCAUUGUGACCCUGUCUAAUGGUGACAUGCGUCGCUCUCUCAACAUUUUACAGAGUACCAACAUGGCUUAUGGAAAAGUGAGUGAGGAUACCGUGUACACGUGCACAGGUCACCCUCUGAAGUCGGACAUUGCUAACAUUCUGGACUGGAUGCUGAACAAGGAUUUCGCCGCGGCGUACAAUAACAUCAUGGAGCUUAAAACAUUGAAGGGUUUGGCGUUGCAUGACAUCCUGACAGAGAUCCACCUAUUGGUACACAGAGUUGAUUUUCCAGCUUCAGUUCGAAUCCAUUUACUCAUCAAGAUGGCAAACAUUGAGCACAGACUGGCUUCUGGGACGAGUGAGAAGAUCCAGCUGAGCUCCAUGAUCGCAGCGUUUCAGGUGGCCCGGGACAUGGUGGCAGCUGAAGCCUGAUUUUAAUGGAAAUGUUCCCUACAGCUCUUCAGCAGCGGGCAGGCUUGGGGACAUCUUUUAAUUCCUGUUUGCACAACAUUGCAAAACUAGUGUCAAACAUCUAAGAAACGUAAGCACUCUUAGUGUGAUUCUCUGUUUUGUUCAUUACUGUUGGAUUCUCAUCUUUAAAAAAAAAAAAAAAAGAAAAACAGGAGUUAACCAAAGACUGAAAACAACUCUUUGAAAAUAAGGCCCAUGGAAUUUAGAAACAGAGGGUGAUGUAGCAGGAGCCGUUUCCUGCUUUGUAUCUCGACAGUAUCUUCCCUUCAUUUUUUUUUUUUGGUUUUGCUGUAUAUAGCUUGCAGUAAGGGGGUUUUGCUGUUAGUCCUGCAGAAAUAAAUAAAGCAGAUUUUUCUUUUUUUGUGAUGCAUGGACUACACUAGUAUGUUGGAAUACCCUUGUUAAAUUAAAAAAUAAUCUUACCUGUAGGGUAGGUGCAGUAA
This is a messenger RNA of Acipenser ruthenus (sterlet), 1598 nucleotides long. Its product is annotated as replication factor C subunit 5. Gene Ontology annotation, molecular function: ATP hydrolysis activity; DNA clamp loader activity; ATP binding. Gene Ontology annotation, biological process: DNA repair; DNA-templated DNA replication. The transcript is spliced from 11 exons. Bases 112 to 1116 code for a protein of 334 amino acids. Gene Ontology annotation, cellular component: nucleus; DNA replication factor C complex. Lineage: Eukaryota; Metazoa; Chordata; Actinopteri; Acipenseriformes; Acipenseridae. The record is from RefSeq and is a predicted model, not a curated record.